Molecule: messenger RNA, 364 nt
Organism: Otolemur garnettii (small-eared galago)
Lineage: Eukaryota; Metazoa; Chordata; Mammalia; Primates; Galagidae
Product: potassium voltage-gated channel subfamily E member 3-like
Exons: 1
Coding region: 44-364 (106 amino acids)
Biological process (GO): regulation of ventricular cardiac muscle cell membrane repolarization; negative regulation of delayed rectifier potassium channel activity; potassium ion export across plasma membrane
Cellular component (GO): membrane
Molecular function (GO): voltage-gated potassium channel activity involved in ventricular cardiac muscle cell action potential repolarization; transmembrane transporter binding; delayed rectifier potassium channel activity
Source: RefSeq, a predicted model, not a curated record
CAUCCUCUGAUUUUUCCUCCACCUCAGCUUCACCCCAGUCCCUAUGGAGACCACCAAUAGGACUGAGAUCUGGUACCAGAAUCUGCAUGCUAUGCUGAAGGCUCUGAAUGCCACUCUUCAGGGCAAUUUGCUCUGUCAGUCAAAGACACUACCAGGGUCAGGGCCAGACAACCAGACUGAGGAAUGGUGGGCCAGUCUACCUGGCCACGAUGACAACUCCUACAUGUACUUUCUCUUUGUCAUGUUCUUGUUUGCUGUCACUGUGGGCAGCCUCAUCCUGGGAUACACUUGCGCCUGGAAGCAGAGUGACCCCUACCAUGUGUUUAUCUAUGAAGAAGAACUGUGUAUCUAUGAUCUAACAUGA